AUGGCUUCAAUUGAUCGCUACGAGCUUCUCAAGCUAUUUCCCCUAUGCCUAAAUCAAGUGCUACUCGUUCGGAAUAGCGAGUGGCACGACAGCACGUCGGAUGUCGUGAAUCUUGUACUAAAACAUUUCGCCUUCGAGGGCGACGACAUCUUCGUGCAGCCUAUAAAAGCUCCUCCUUUCAAGGAGGAGGGUACAAUCCAACUCCAAGGAGUACUCAAUCUACCCUCCCCGUACGUAUUCACGAUUCCGUACCGAUCUCGAAACAAUGUUGUCGUUUUUCUACUGCGAAAAGGUACGCCCUGCCGUAUGGAUCUACGCUUCCGCACCGGCCUUGAGACAAUCGCCCUCGAAGGUAACGCUUGGGAGAAGCUCGCCAACCCCACCGUCGCCCAGGGCACGACGGCUUUCCCCCUAGAAGCCGGCCGACCAGCAACGGCUCGGCAUGCAAGCCAACGCUGGGGGACGACGUACCCUCGUCCAUCAGGAACUGGAGGAAAGAACAACGGCGGCACUAAGAAGGAUGUCAAGGCGAGCCUGGAGGAGGCCACUGGCAAGACGUCUUCCGGAAGUUAUGUUGAUCUGUUAGAAGCUGAGACAUCGGCGGAGCAUACGCGGCUAGCGUCGACGGGCCCUCUUGCUCUCCUUCCCACCAUAGUCACCCCCGCUCGCCGCGUUCUUGAGCGUCUACAUGAGAGCAAAUCGCGAGGAACAUUCGCUUUCAGAAGGAAUUAA
Molecule: messenger RNA, 732 nt
Organism: Guyanagaster necrorhizus
Lineage: Eukaryota; Fungi; Basidiomycota; Agaricomycetes; Agaricales; Physalacriaceae
Exons: 9
Coding region: 1-732 (243 amino acids)
Source: RefSeq, a predicted model, not a curated record